This is a messenger RNA of Staurois parvus, 1425 nucleotides long. Lineage: Eukaryota; Metazoa; Chordata; Amphibia; Anura; Ranidae. The record is from the annotation of a GenBank genome assembly.
AUGGCUCCUGUAUGGCUUCUCCUGGUGGCACUGGUGUUUGGGCUGGCUCCACUCAACUCUCUGACACAGACUACCAUUUCUAGUACCAAGAAUGAACUGACAGCUGCAUCCUUCUUGGAAGACCUCUUACAGAGAUAUGGAGAAAAUGAGACCCUGACAUUAUCGCAAAUGCAGUCUCUGCUGGAAAGGCUGGAAGUGGGGAAAGGGGUUGGAAAGUCUGGCAACUUAUCACAGUGUCUCAGUGCCUCUGUCCUUUUUGCUGCUCACAACCUGACAUCGAACUCUACAGUGGAUGCGGAGGGUCUGCAAAAUUUCUGCCCUUCAAUCCUCCAACAGUUGGAAACCCAGGCAUGUCAAGGAAGCCCUGUCCCACAGAAUGAAACCAGCGAAGAAGGGAGACCAAGCAGUGGCGAAGUGUGGGGUUAUGGAUUUCUCUGUGUCACCGUUAUUUCCCUCUGCUCCCUUCUGGGGGCUGGCGUGGUUCCCUUCAUGAAGAAAGCCUGUUACAAGCGUCUUCUCCUCUUCUUCAUUGCUCUCGCCAUUGGGACCCUCUAUUCCAACGCUCUCUUUCAGCUCAUCCCCGAGGCCUUUGGCUUUAAUCCUUUGGAGGAUGCCUACAUAUCAACCUCUGCUGUGGUCUUUGGGGGAUUCUAUCUUUUCUUUUUCACUGAGAAGAUCCUAAAAAUGCUGCUGAAGCAAAAACAUGAGCACGGUCACAGUCACUACACAGCAGAUGCCAGGAAGCGUGAUGCUGAAGAAGGAGUGACUGAAAAGCUGCAGAACGGAGACCUGGAUCACAUGAUUCCCCCUCCAGGUGGCAGCGAAUCUGACCUCCGACAACAUCUUGGUGAUGAGAAGGUUGUGGUGGGGUCCCUGGCGGUACAGGACCUCCCAGGUCAGCAGAGUUCUUGCUAUUGGCUAAAAGGGAUCCGUUACUCUGACAUUGGCACGUUGGCCUGGAUGAUCACACUCAGCGACGGGUUACACAACUUCAUAGAUGGACUGGCUAUUGGAGCCUCAUUCACAGUUUCUGUUUUCCAGGGUGUCAGCACAUCAAUUGCUAUCUUGUGUGAGGAGUUCCCACAUGAACUCGGUGAUUUUGUCAUAUUGCUAAAUGCCGGAAUGAGCAUUCCCCAGGCUCUUUUCUUUAAUUUCCUGUCUGCCUGCUGCUGCUACUUGGGCUUGGCUUUUGGGAUUCUGGCUGGCAGUCACUUCUCUUCCAACUGGAUCUUUGGCCUGGCAGGAGGGAUGUUCCUGUACAUUGCACUUGCUGACAUGUUCCCUGAGAUGAAUGAAGUCAGCAAGGAGGAUGAGGAAGGCGAUCGACCCCUUACAGCUUUUCUCAUACAGAAUGCUGGCCUUCUCACUGGCUUCGCCAUUAUGCUGCUACUUACAACGUUCUCUAGUCAGAUCCAGCUAGGAUAG